Tyto alba (common barn owl) is the source of this 532-nucleotide messenger RNA. It is a transcript of the gene CDC26, whose product is annotated as cell division cycle 26. Gene Ontology annotation, biological process: protein K11-linked ubiquitination; regulation of mitotic cell cycle; anaphase-promoting complex-dependent catabolic process. Gene Ontology annotation, cellular component: anaphase-promoting complex. The record is from RefSeq and is a predicted model, not a curated record. The coding region runs from base 91 to 348 and encodes 85 amino acids. The transcript has 2 exons. NCBI's taxonomy places the organism in Eukaryota, Metazoa, Chordata, Aves, Strigiformes, Tytonidae.
CUGGGAGGUGUGGCUGGGGGCGCGGUGAGGGCGCGCCGGGCCGUCGCCGGCGGCCGAGGCGGAGCGGCGGCGGGGCCGGGCUGGAGCGCGAUGCUGCGGCGGAAGCCAACGCGGUUGGAGCUGAAGCUGGACGACAUCGAGGAGUUCGAGAGCGUCCGGAAGGACCUGGAGAGUCGCAAGAAGCAGCGGGAGGAGGCGGCGGCGGCGGCCGGCGAGGAGGCGGCGGCGGCCAUCGCCCUGGGCGCCGACCACAAGAGCCGGGAGCAGCUCAUCAGCGACCGCAUCGGCUACAAGCCGCAGCCCAAAGCCGGCGGCCGCGCCGCCCACUUCGGCACCUUCGAGUUUUAGCGGCGGGGGCGGCCCCGGGGCCCGGCGGGGCGGCAACAGGCACCCCCCGCACCGGGGGCACGGGCCUUCCCCCUCCCUUUUGCUGUUUGUUUUUUUUUUAAGCUUGGCUAACAGGCCCAUGAGCGCCCCCUGACCAAGUGUUUUGUUUUAAAUAAAUGUCUUUUUUUUUUUUGUUUUUGGUAAA